AUGACAGAUGUCGAGCCCAAGGGACCGCCGUUCGCUAAUUCAACAACACGAUGUUUGAAGUUUGAAACAAUGUGCUACAUCAGUACCAAUCUUAAUAGUGCUAGACAAGAGCUUAGGAAGAUGAAACACAAGCGGGAUUUAAAAUUGUUACUUCAUCCGUACUUUAUUAUCAAUAUGCUACUCAGCAUUUUAUUUUUUACCACCAAAACUAUCCCAGUGUUUUGUACGUGGAUGUAUAGUGAUUGUCAUAUUAAUCUUCAAGAGUAUGAGCUCUUGAUAUUUUUGGGAAGUUUUGUUGCUCUGCGCAAUAAACGUCAGUUUUCUAUUCCUGAUUAUCUCGCUCAUUUCUACAUGUUUGCUAAACUUGUUAGUCUACUUAUGUUCUGGAAACAGAAUGUUGUAUAUGCUAUUCUCUAUGGUGUUUUAUGGUUGAUUCAGGCGUGUUUCCUACAACAACCCGUUUAUAAUGGACCUGAUAGGGUUUUAUACUUGCGAGAUACCACUUUUGAACAGGAAGUUAUUCAUGGUAAUCCAAAAGUCACAUGGCUUAUUGCUUUCUAUACAGUAUGGUCACCUGCAUGCAUUAAACUGCAGCCUAUUUUUGCUGAAUUGUCUGAAGAAUUCGGCUCAGACCUUAUGAAAUUCGGUAAAAUCGAUGUGAUAAGAUAUCCAGAUAUCGGUGUUAAGUAUAAUAUCGACACAUCUGGUUGGUCAAAACAGCUUCCCACUCUUAUUUUAUUUCGUCAAGGUCAUGAACUGACAAGAAGACCAGGCAUAAUCAAUACACCUAAGAAAGCAAUCCAAAAAUUCACAUUUACAUGGGAUAAUAUGAUCAAUGCUUUUUCAUUAAAUGAUUUAUACACAAAUCAAAAGCAGGUUUUCAAUACUGCAAAUCAACGUAUGACAUCUGAUUCAACGGAUGAAGAAAAAAAAAAUUUAUGA
Molecule: messenger RNA, 942 nt
Organism: Heterobilharzia americana
Lineage: Eukaryota; Metazoa; Platyhelminthes; Trematoda; Strigeidida; Schistosomatidae
Source: the annotation of a GenBank genome assembly